This is a messenger RNA of Topomyia yanbarensis, 1547 nucleotides long. RefSeq lists its product as uncharacterized. Gene Ontology annotation, biological process: protein autoubiquitination; negative regulation of centriole replication. Gene Ontology annotation, cellular component: aggresome; peroxisome. The transcript has 5 exons. The record is from RefSeq and is a predicted model, not a curated record. Lineage: Eukaryota; Metazoa; Arthropoda; Insecta; Diptera; Culicidae. Bases 113 to 1468 code for a protein of 451 amino acids. Gene Ontology annotation, molecular function: ubiquitin protein ligase activity; ubiquitin protein ligase binding; tumor necrosis factor receptor binding.
CCGGGCAACAACAUCCAGCCUAAAUUGCAUCGCAGAAGGCGAAGGUGAGCUUGAAAAUUUUAAAUAUUUUCAGUUUAUUACGUAACUUAGCACCUUACAUUACGUAACUUCAAUGGCUUCCGGAGAAAUUUCCUUCCCAAUGGAAAUCGGUUCCAUCGAAUCGACAUGUAUUAUUUGUUUCGACGUCCUGAAGUGGGCGGUGUUCUGCGACAGAUGCAAGCAAAGUACUUGUUACGAGUGUAUAGGAAAGUGGUUGGAAGAAAAGCACGACUGCCCGAAAUGUCGCCGUCAGUGCCGACUGGAGGAUUACACAAUCCAAAAAGAACAUUACAGCUGCAAAAAGGAUGGCUUACUCCUGGAGUAUUACUGUGAUGAAUGUGAUCAGUGCUUCUGCCGGAAAUGUCUUGGCAAAGAUGGACCACACUUCCGUCAUCCUGUUCGCAGCUUGGACGUGUUGCGUAAGGAGACCAUAGAUGCCGUGGAUGUAUUGAAGAAAAUGAACUCGAGAACUGCUUUGGAAAAUAUUAAAGCACUGAUUGCAAAAGGUGAGCCACAGGAGCUCGUACUCAAGCGUAAAUCUGUCGAAAAGGAAAUCGAUAAAGUGAUGACGCCAGCUGGCUGUCCGACGCCAAAAUACCGAUUACCUAACGCGACCUUUUUUGAAGCACGCACUAAUAAAAUAGCAAUAAACACUUCUACCCUAGAAAAGUGUGUGGCUACGGAUGGUUAUGGGAAUAGCUGGGAAUUGACGGUUCAUCCUUACGGUGUCAGCGAGGCGAAGCAAAAAUUUAUUAGCGUAUAUUUAAAGCUAGUAAACGGUACCCCUAUGCGGUACGAAUAUAAGUUCAGCAUGUACAGUGCAUCCGGUACGAAACGACUGGCUAAAUACUAUGCCGUUGAUGAUUUUGGCAUUGGAAGCGAAUCUAAAGGAUGUCAAAGGCUAAUCUGGCUGGAAGCUGCUAGAAGUAAAGUGCAUGAUUUGGGAUAUCAGAUAAUAUUUGGUACAUGCCCGACUAACAUGGCAUACAGCCUGCGAUGUGCCGCCAACUUGAUUAUCAAUAAGUCCAAACGAUUGGAAUUUGAAAUUUUUGCCUUUCGGGUGCUGAAUUUCGAAGAAAAUAAAAAAAAUAAUGCUAUAAUGUUUUCUAAAAUAAUGUACGAUCAACAAAAUAUCGCUUGGAGGUUGCGGGUGGACUGCAACGGUCAUCAAGAGCAGGACAAUUAUAUAAGUGCUUACAUAGAGCUACUAAAUGGUGCAAAGGGAUGGUUCGAUGUCUUUAUAGAGAUGGUACACCCAUAUCCGCCACAGUCAAUCAAACGGCAACUGACUCACGAGUUUGAUGUUCAUUCCAACUGGGGUAUACCGCAUUUCGUGGAUCAGUAUCGAACGAGAGAGUUUUUGAACGAAGGAAAUCUUUUGUUCAAUUUCGGGACGCGGCCUGCACAUAUUGAACAGGAAGCUAUCUAAAUCAGCGAUUUUUUUAUUAUCUUUCAUAAGCGUUGCAUUGAAAUGUGAAUUUUAAAAACGUAUGAACUGUCAAAUAAAA